CCAGAGCAGCCAGUGGCUGUGUUAUGUUCCCGUUAAGACAGGGAAUGGUUUCAGUACUGUUCAGAUCCUGACAUCUCUGUGGAUACUCUAAUUGCGGACAGCCUAUCUGUUCCAGGGCUCCAGCGGAGGACUUGAACCAUUCACGUUCGCUUUACUUGCAGAGUGCAUCCAAGCAAACACUGCGACCGACGGGAGAGCCAGAGAAUUAGCAACAGAUUUUUUAAAAGGGAACUGUUUCCUUCAGGAGAGAUUUGCUCGGCCAGUUCUCCCGGAGCAGCUCUCAUGUGUCCGGGAUUGUUACUGCGGGUCUGGGCUCGAUAAGGGUUGAGUACGUUGAGCGAAGAUGGAAGGGUCUCCGGAGAGGACACGAGAGACGGUCCGUCCAACGUGUCGAAGGACCUGUAGCGCAUCUCAGAUCUCCAAGCAUUUGCGACAUUGUCUAGACCUCCCCCGGGUUUUUUGCUGCCUCUUGUCAGUUGUGUCUCUGGGGGUUUGCAUUCUAGUGCAUUGCAGGACUUCAGAUCUCCAAACCCGCGUCUCGCAUUUGGAGGAAGAAAGGCAGGUUUAUCAGGCUUGGUUCUCAAUGGACCAAAUGGAACCGGCUAUUUUUAACAGAGUGGAUCAGCUAUUGACCGAGAAACUAAAGGAGCAUUUACCUAAGGUGAGAAUGGCCCGUGGUAUCCCUGGCGCCUGCAUCUGUCCUCCAGGGCCACCAGGAGAAAAAGGAAGACAUGGUCGCAGAGGUGUUCCAGGGCCAGCUGUAAGUACAUGAAACGCUAGUUGUGCCUAAGAGAAAAGGUUGGGUCAAAAAUAACAGCGUCUGUCUCUAAGCUUCUGUUUGGUGUACUGGACCUUAGAUAUUAACUUAUUUCUGCUAAAUCUUUGCCAUGUCAUCAUAACUUUCCUUGGUCUUUGCAGAAUGUAUAUUUGUUGUGAUGCUGUAAAACCUUUGCACCAGUGCACUUAUAAAUUUUGUAUCUUUAAAAGUUAAAAUUAAUAAAGUCAGCUUUAUCCCUUUGGCUUGUUGGGCUAUGUAUAUAAUAUGUUAAUUUUUUUCCCUUUCUACUGAUUUUUAUCACUUCAGGGAGCUCCAGGAAGAGAUGGCUUU
Mobula hypostoma (lesser devil ray) is the source of this 1108-nucleotide messenger RNA. Its product is annotated as collagen alpha-1(XXIII) chain-like. NCBI's taxonomy places the organism in Eukaryota, Metazoa, Chordata, Chondrichthyes, Myliobatiformes, Myliobatidae. The transcript has 4 exons. The record is from RefSeq and is a predicted model, not a curated record. The coding region runs from base 344 to 772 and encodes 142 amino acids.